AUGGCAUGCAAAGAUGGUUUCUGCCAAGGAGCCAGCCACCGCCAUGUCCUCGGGUCUCUCCAUCGCCCUCCUGCACUGCCUGUGCCUGGCGACCUGCCUCACCGGGCCGCCGGGGCAGACCAAAAAAGAGGAGAAAUUGUGGCCGGAGAAUUUCACCAGCAUCCUGAACAGCCUCCUGGAUGGCUAUGACAACCGGCUGCGACCGGGAUUCCCAGGUCCUGUUACUGAAGUCAAAACAGAUAUAUAUGUCACCAGUUUUGGACCUGUUUCUGAUGUAGAAAUGGAAUAUACAAUGGAUGUCUUCUUUCGUCAGACAUGGGUAGAUAAAAGGUUAAAAUAUGAUGGCCCUAUUGAAAUUUUAAGACUUAACAACUUGAUGGUUUCGAAGGUAUGGACUCCUGAUACUUUCUUCAGGAACGGGAAAAAGUCUGUUGCGCAUAAUAUGACAGCUCCAAAUAAACUCUUCAGAAUAAUGAGAAAUGGCACCAUCCUGUACACAAUGAGGCUUACAAUAAGUGCAGAGUGUCCCAUGAGAUUAGUGGAUUUUCCCAUGGAUGGUCAUGCUUGUCCUCUCAAAUUUGGGAGUUAUGCUUAUCCAAAGAGUGAAAUGAUUUAUACCUGGACAAAAGGACCUGAGAAGUCAGUGGAAGUUCCUGAGGAGUCUUCCAGUUUAGUUCAGUAUGACCUGCUUGGGCAUACGGUAUCCUCUGAAACUAUUAAAUCUAUUACAGGUGAAUAUAUUGUUAUGACAGUUUAUUUCCACCUCAGAAGGAAAAUGGGUUAUUUUAUGAUUCAGACCUAUAUCCCAUGCAUUAUGACCGUGAUCCUCUCUCAAGUUUCAUUUUGGAUAAAUAAGGAAUCCGUUCCUGCUAGAACUGUAUUUGGAAUAACCACAGUGUUGACAAUGACUACACUGAGCAUCAGUGCAAGACAUUCACUGCCAAAAGUAUCCUACGCUACUGCCAUGGACUGGUUCAUAGCGGUUUGCUUUGCCUUUGUGUUCUCUGCUCUUAUUGAGUUUGCUGCUGUCAACUAUUUUACUAACAUUCAAAUGGAAAAAGCCAAAAGGAAGACGGUAAAGUCCCUUCUUGAAUUUCCAGUUGCUCCAGUACAAAGAAAAAGAAGUACAGAAGAGACAUUCACGAAUACAGAUGCCAAUUCAAAUGUGAGGAAAAGAACGAACGCCACAGUACAGUCUGAAGCUGAUGGCGGGAGCCGAAUUGACACAAGGCACAGCUCUGUCCAGCCUUCCUCUGUAGCUCAGGGGUCUUCUGACAUUACACCCCACUCCCUUUCUGCAUCAAGUCCCAACCCUUUCACACGAAUCAACGCAUCAGAGACAUUAUCUUCUGCAAGAGCUACCCCUCCAGCUCCUCCCUCUACCCCAAUUUUAACUGGAUUUGUAUCCCAGCAUGCCACAGCUGGAUCCCCUUCCAUUCAGCACUUGCUUGGAUCUAGACUGGAGCAGAUUCAGACCACCACACCUAAUACAUUAGGAGCAUCUGCAAAGCCAUCUGCUGUCACACCACCUCCUCCCCCUGCCUCCCACUCUGGCACGAGUAAGAUAGACAAAUAUGCACGCAUUUUAUUUCCUGUUACCUUUGGAGCAUUUAACAUGGUCUACUGGGUGGUGUAUCUAUCCAAGGAUACCAUGGAAAAAUCAGAAAGUCUAAUGUAGUUUUGCUGCUAUGUAGUAGUUCCUAAAUUAUACUCACAUUUGAUGCAGAGUUUCUUCUUUUGAAACUAUUUAAAAAGGUCAGUAAUUCUUAUUUAUAAAAGCUGUGUGCUACUCUCCCGUUCUAAAGGCUGGAGUUACUGGGGAUUAGUUAACUCUUAACAGAGUAAGGGGUAACAGUAAUGGGUCUUCCUCCCUUCAGCCAGCAACACUUGCUCAAGACAAACUAUUCUGGCUGCACAGAACUUGCAUUUGGAAGGAGCAUGUACCUGAAAAAAAAUCAGAGGCAGAGGUGCACAGCUGACUGCUAGGAAUAUGCAUGUUGGCAAUUACAAAUGAGGCACCCAGCACUGCUGUCUGGACACAGCAUUGCAUUCUCUGAGUGUGAGGUCUAUGUCCUGAAUAUUUUGACAGCGCUUGCUACAAAAGGACUUUCCCUGCUAGUUUAAAUUGACAGAAUGGGGGGAAGAAAAUCAAUAGUGGCAAAAGGGAAGAGACUCCAGCCUGGGAGAGUGCAACUCCAGGAAAGUUAUGCAAAGGAGUUGUAGAGCUCCGUAUAUUUUUACUAAGCAUUAUUUUGCAUUGUAACCUGGGAAAUUCUCACAACAACCUAAGAAUGAAUGAACCUUGUAAAAUCUGAAAUCUGAUGUAAUUCUCAAAAUUGGAUUUUCUUGUUUGGUAAGGUGAUCUUAAGUGGGCGAUUAUUCUUUGACCUUGCUGACCAGCUUGAGUGGAUUUAUUCCUAAAUUACAUCAAUUGUAGUAGAUGAGGACCAGACCACAAUGUUCAACUUUUUAUUUUAUUUGUUUGCUUUUUCUUCGGAUGCUUUGGGGUUUGGGUUUUGGUUUGGUUGUGGGUUUUUUCCUCCAUACUUUUCAGUUACACUCCUGAUUUCCUUUAAACACUUAUUCCAUUGCCCCCGCCUCCCCCUUUAUGUAAUGUUUGUGUCAAAUUGAAUUUUCAACACAGUUUUAAAAGCGGCUUCAAAAUUAAACAAAAAAGCACCCAGUUUUGCUUAGAUGAGUGUGGCAUGUCACUGAGUGAAUGAAAGACACCCUUUUUGAGAAGGACUGCUGUGAUAUAAAUAAGAAGGUAAACUUUCUGGGUGGGUCCCAGGCUAAAAAAGUUAAUUUAUGAUCGAUUUGUUUAUUUUAAACUGUGUCAUAGAUAGGUGCUUUUCUUACCAAAUUGCAGUAUGCAAGCAGGCAACAUUAUUAAAAAAUUGAAUAGUUAAACCUGAUAGAAAUCCUGAUCAUAUUCACUAUUAUUUUCACUAGAAUGGGUUAGAAAACAUAUUGCCAAUAAGUACAAGAAAUGUUUGUACAGAUCUGUCUGGAGUGGCAAAUGGUUAGUGUUUCUGUGCAGGUGACAAGUGAAAAUCAAAGGCCAGCUUCUCAGCUAUGAUCUGGCUGUGCCUUUAAAGGUCUGGACUAAUCCUUAGCUUCAGUUGAUGGAAUAGCAGAUUGGUAGCCUAUUGUCAAAGUCGUAUGCUGCAGGGCAGAUCAGGUGAGUGUUGAGUGGUUCUGUGCCCAGAUAAUGACCAAGGGACUUAGGGAGACCACAAGCUGCUGGCAACAAAAGGCAUUCAUAAGACUGCCCUAGACAAUGCUGGGACAAGAGUCAGGGUAAAAAAAAAACCAAAAUGGUGAAACUAUGACCAUGCCUCUCCAAGCCUUUUAGCCAGCUCAUGGCUGAGAUUCUGACUUUUAACUUACAGGACCUGGGAGACACCUGGCAAGAGAUACUAGAGUGUGCAGUAUGGAUCCCAGAUGGUUCUUUCAUGUGUAAUAAUGAACUGUAGAGGAUAGAUUGCAGUGGGAAUAUCUUACAUAACUUUAUUAGAAUGGAGCGAUAUAAACAGUUGCCUUAGUCUUUCUUUUACUUUAGGGAUGCUCUCAAAAGGUCAGGUAUGGUUCUUUCCUUUUUCAUCUUUUACAUCUAGAAGAUACCUGAGAUCACAGUGCUUGUUAGGAAAACAUUAUGUGGCAUAUCACAGAACUAGAAAUGGAGCACCUGUGCAAAAUGUCUUACCGCAUAGUUUGUAUCUUUGGAUGUCCUGCUAGUUGCUGCAGCUGUUUCCCCUCUAAUUAGGUCACAUUGUUACAAAUUGUUAGAAUAAAAAAUAGUGAGAGAAUUAUUUAUUUGGUUUAGGCAGAAUAAACAAAGCUAAACCUCUGGCAGUUCUUGAUUAUAAUUGCACCAAUGAUAAAAUACUUCUAGCAUGCAAAUGGUGACCUGCUGUGUGGAGAACCCAGUAUUUGCACCAGAAAUUACUGAAAUUACUCUUUGCUUUCCUCUGUGAUGAAAAGCGAGGAUGUUUUCUCAAAGGCAGAGUCUUAAACAAUUCAUUAGAAACAGUUUUCUAUUCCUUCCACCCAUCUCUGUAUACUGAUUUUAUAAUCAGCUUUUCCUAGCACAUUGUUCAGUGGGAUCAACGCUAGUUCAUCCUAAGAUUGACCUAAAUGUCUGCUUGAAUUCACUUGUAGUUUCUGUUUAAUUUUAAGGAUUUAUAAGGAAGAAAAAGGAUUGCAAAAAUAAUCAAUUCUAAAUAUUUAUUUCUGUGCUUCCAUUUCAGGAGAAAUUUUUAAUGAUACCACAGAAAAAGUUACCUAUUUUAAAUCCCAGUGUAUUUCUGAAAUACCUUCCAACACUUCCAUGCCUAAAUUCAAAAUGAAGUAUAUUAAAAAAAAAAGUCAUUAUGAGUCUAAGACUAAUUUAUUGAACUGUACUACAUUUUUAUGUUGUAGCAUAUGAAGGAAUUACCAUAAUUAGCUUUCCAAAAUACUUGUGAACAAUAUAAAUAGGAGUUUAUUGUUAACAGUUGUUCUUCAUUAUUUUUAAUCUCCCUGGAUGAUCAGAAACAGUAAAACAACAAAGAGCCUGCAAUAUACUCAGUGACACCAUAACUUGAAAGCACAAAAGGAGGAAUAUGCUAAAUAUAGUUCAAAUGUUCAAAACUGCUAGCUAAAAUCCUAAGGGAGAACAUUGCAGGUGUCAUUUCAGUGACCAAAAGCUUAUUUAGAGAUGAGCUUCAGUAAGAUGAACUCUAUGGGAGCUAUAUUUUUAGGUUUUUGUUCUUUUUUCUAUUGGAUUUGUUGAACAAUCUUUUUUUUUUUUUGACAGUAUCAUAGUGGUUUAAAACUAAUCAAACACUUCAGGUAAGUUCACAUCUAUCAACAGGAAAGGAAACUGGAUAGAAAGGCAAAGAGCCUUUACAAGGAAACAGAAAUUCAUCUCCACUGACAUUUCCUCGCAGACAUUACCAGCAGCAAAACUCCCACAGACUGCAGUGAUGCAGCCCUGACCACUAAUGCAGUCCUUUGAGAAAAACAGUUAAAAAUUUGGUACAGGAAGAUUGCCUCCACAGGAACUGAAGUGUGAUUUGUAGUCAAUUGUGAGCCCACUAUUAACAGAUUUCACUGCAAUUGUAAAAACAAGAUGAGAAAGGUGGCAAACUUAGACCCUAGCCCUUCAAGGUGACCUGAACUCUUGGAGCUCACCAGCUCUGGAAUUCUGGAGUUCCAGUACUGGUAUCUGUUUUUCCUUCUAUUAAAAUGGACUUGUCUCCAUCAAACAGAUGAUAGGUAGUGCAUUUCUUCUCCCAUGUGUCUUCGAAGGGGAAAAAAGUAGACUUUUUACACUGUUUAGUUAUCCACUCUGCAUUAUCCUUUGAUCAGGCAAGUAAACCGGACAAUAAUUGAAUGAAAGAGGUAAAUAGUUUAAUAAGGAAUGUGAUUAGAGCUUUUCUGUUUAGAGGAGAUAAGAUUUAUUGAUUACAGGGUGUUCAAGUGUAGCCUUUGGCAUCUCAUCAUCUUGAUCAUUCAGAGUGGACCUUACCAAAAAAUGGGGAAACUAAGUAAAUGUAUUUAAUAUGAUUUAACCAGUAUUUCUACAAAACUUUGAAUUGUCAGCUUUUUUAUAUGCCCAGAAUUCCAUGUUCUUCUGUUGUAUUUUGUACCUCCUGUAUGUCAUUUGGCCUCAGUGUACCUUAAUGCUGUAGCUCAUUGUCUGUAUGCCUUGUGAGCAUCUAUUUGUCCAGUUUACCAAAAGCCUAACUUCCCAUAUUACUUGUGCUGUUAGAAGUGUAGGGAAGGCCAGAAUGGAAGAAAUGGCACACAGGCUUUGUAAGAGACACACACUUGCCAUCGGAGACAUUUUUCCGCAGGUACUACAGAUUUCUUAGGAGAACAUUUUCAGAGUUCUGUAGCACACUAUGCUUCUCAAAAGCUGCCAAGAGGUCUGUUUGGAUAGCAGAGUGGAUUAUGGACUUUGCACACUUCUUAUAAUUUUUGCUUGGCUUAGAAGAUUAAGGAGGAAAGAAAUUUUGGUGAGUUGUACCUUGUCUGCUUGGGACUUGCCAGUAGGGCUUGACCUCACUAAAACAGAAAGGGUUUGUGUGGCUAGCACAGUUAUGAAUUGCAAUACAGACAGCUGACAAAAACUCACCCUUGGUUUUAUUUAAUCCUAGUAUUGAGUAAUAGAUUAGAAAUAAAGCAGCUGUGAUUGUGAGAGCCCUAGGUUUGGUAUAACAUCUGCUGAUGAUAUUGAUCAAGCCAAAGGUGAUUAAAGUUGUAGAAGUCUUACAGAGCUGCAGGGCUGUACAUCAGGAAGUUGCAGCAGGUCAGUGCCAAGUGGGGAGAAAAGGAGGUGCUUCCCUUCACACUCUGACAGGAGUAAAGCAAUAAAGCAAAGCAGUACAGCUCCUCUAUUUGUAUUUGGUAGAACAAAACUGCAUAAACAAAAUUUCAUACUUGAUGAAAAUUUAAGUGGCAAAUAACAUUAUGGAGGUCACUAUUAACACCAAUCACCAACCCCCAAAUACAGGGGGAAAAAAAAUCCAGGAAAAAAUUUAAAUUAAAUUAAAUGACAGUAGCAUCUUUUUAAUUUUUUUUUAAGACCUUGCAUUUUUUUCAGUGUGGGCUUCCAAGGUGAGUUUACAUUUUUUAAGAACCUCUUCUGGUAUCUACUGACACAAAUAUGUGUUUUUCAUUUACCACAGUUCACUUUAAAUGGAAGGUUUACUGGAAGGGAAAAUGCCAUUUUGAAAGGGUCUGAUAUGUGUUAAUUUGUAUAAUCCUCAUUUGUAGGCCUCUCCUCAGAGUCAAGAUGUAGCUAUUUUGGAGAAUGUGAGUGUGGUGAGAGUUUCAGCAUGUUCUGAGUAAAUCAGGCUCUGGAAGUAAAUUUUUGCCACAUCCCAGGCAAGUGAGAGUAGUGCAAAGUACAGAGCACCCUGUAAAGAUCUCUCUUUGCUAAUAUUAUAUUCUGUGUUAACUGGAGGGAAUGAAAAAUGCAAUUAUUGUAAAAUUGACGGAAUUUGCAAAAUGUACUUUGUUUUCAUAUGAGUUAGAAAUGUGGAAGAUAUUUAUUUCAGAGUUGAAUAGCAUUGUCUUCUAGUCCAUGACUUACUGCAUCUAAAAGUAUCUCUUAGACUUUCUUAUGCUUUUUGUAUUAUUCCACUGGAAAGAAUUUCAAAGAAAACCAGUUAAUAUCCAUUGCAGUUCACUAUUUUUUUUGGUCAUAAUUCUGUUUUCUAUUUCUUGUGCAAGAGGAAUUGAGAGCAUGAUGGCUUCUUCAAAAUAAAAAUAACAGCAGCAAAACAAAAGCCUUGGAGAUUCCCCUUUUUUUAGAAAACCUUACAAACCCACAUCAAUUUUUGAAUUUUUUUUUUUAAAUAGCAUAAUUUUGGCAUUUAAAAAUACUAAUGCUGUUGCAGCCUGGAUAUAUAUAUCCAGAUAUCCCUUGAAAUAAUUAUAUUUCCCUGAAUUUUAAGGAGGCAAACUCAAGAUGCACUUGCUUAUACUCCUGUAUUGAAAGAGUGCCUUUCUGGA
Ficedula albicollis (Collared flycatcher) is the source of this 7503-nucleotide messenger RNA. RefSeq names its product gamma-aminobutyric acid type A receptor alpha4 subunit (gene GABRA4). NCBI's taxonomy places the organism in Eukaryota, Metazoa, Chordata, Aves, Passeriformes, Muscicapidae. Gene Ontology annotation, cellular component: neuron projection; postsynapse; synapse. The record is from RefSeq and is a predicted model, not a curated record. Gene Ontology annotation, molecular function: GABA-A receptor activity; transmitter-gated monoatomic ion channel activity involved in regulation of postsynaptic membrane potential; benzodiazepine receptor activity. Gene Ontology annotation, biological process: nervous system process; regulation of postsynaptic membrane potential; synaptic transmission, GABAergic. Bases 14 to 1678 code for a protein of 554 amino acids. The transcript is spliced from 9 exons.